AUGGAAAUGACCAGCAUCAUGAUGGAAAACCAGCAAAGCUGCCGGUUCACGUACAGCAUGAAUAUCCUCGCAGAUCUCCCACGGAAAGAGCAGCCUCCAGUGGAACGCUUGAUAGAGUUCGAUACACCAGCUCAAGUAAAAUCGGUUUUCAGUUCAGCACAACGAUCGACGAACUUCAAGCAAAGUGUAGCUUUUCCCGCAAAAUCGGUUUUGCUCAAUCUAGCAUCAACACAUGUCAACAGUUCGAUUUACUGCCCCAGCUAUGAAGUACCGAAAAGGACGCCUGCAUGGAUGAUAGCGGCGUCUAUCCUGCUCAACGUCAUCGAUGAAAAUGUGGAUCCAUGCGACGAUUUCUAUUCAUUCACAUGCGGCAAAUACAUGAAGCAGACCGAACACUAUUCGACAGCACUUCAAGCUCAAUUUGAUGUCAAUGUCGCAAUAGCAAGAGCUCUUGAUCAUGUCGAUGUCAACGAUGAGAAGCAGUGGUCACUUACUGAGAGAAUAACCAAAGCGGUCAGUUUGGCUUGCACUCAUACACAGAGGUAG
Molecule: messenger RNA, 546 nt
Organism: Cooperia oncophora
Lineage: Eukaryota; Metazoa; Nematoda; Chromadorea; Rhabditida; Trichostrongylidae
Source: the annotation of a GenBank genome assembly